CUGAACUUCACACAUACCGCUCCUCCAAAACCCUAAUCUUUAUCGUCGAGUAGGGUUUUGCAGAGCCUCCAUUGUUUUAUUUUUCUUUUUUUCUCUCUUUUUCCGUUGCCAUUUGUUCUUAGAAGCUUUCCGGAGCUCAGCUAGUUUUCCGUCUCUUUCAAAUGGGCAAGUCGAGCAAGAAGUCUGCUACUAAAGUUGAUGUAGCUCCGGCUGCAGUCCCGCAAUCUAAGCCUGCGAAGAAAGGUAAGAGAGCGGCUGAAGAGGUUGUGGAGAAACAAGUGGUAGCUAAGAAGCUGAAAAGGGACGAGGGUGUUGAGCAGGCAGUUCAGAAACAGAAGAUCGAAGCAAAAACACAAAAGAAGGUGGAAACUAGUAGUUCUGAGGAUGAUUCAUCUUCCGAAGAAGAGACGGAACCUGCUCGUAAAGUUGUUCCCUCAAAGAAAGAGAUGCCAGCAAAAAAGGCUAAUGGCGUUGCUGCUCCUGCAAAGAAGAAGCCUGCUGAUAGCAGCAGCAGCUCAGAAGAUGAUUCCUCAGAUUCUGAUGAAGCGCCCCCUUCCAAGGGACCAAGUGCUCCAAAAAAAGGUGCUGUUGCUGUCCCUGCCAAGAAGAAGGCCUCCAGUAGUUCUGAGGAAGACUCUUCCGAUGAUGAUUCUGAUUCUGAUGAUGAACCAAAGGCAAAAGCUACUGGAGCAAAAAAGAACACCCCCGCCACUACUCCCAAAGGGAAAGUGGAGUCAAGUAGCUCGGACUCAGAUGACAGUUCAGAGGAGGAAGAUGACUCUGCCAAGCCUGCUCCAGUUGCCAAAAAAGGAUCCGAUAGCUCUUCAGAUGAGGACGAUAGCUCUUCAGAUGAAGAACCCGAAUCCAAGAAAGGCAAAGAUCUGAAGAAAGUGCCAACUUCUGCCAAAAACGGCUCUGCAGCUACUAAAAAAGAUGAAUCGAGUGAUGAGUCUGAUUCUGAUAGUUCUGAUGAAGAUGUUCCUGCAGCAAAAUCUUCUUCCCAGGCACCUAAGAAAGAUUCUAGCGACAGCUCAGAAGAUAGUGAUUCAGACGAGGAUAUGACUCCAAAGAAAGCUGCGGCUCCUUCUGAGAAAGCACCAGAAAAGAUGGAUGUGGACAGUGAUGAUAGUGAGGAUGAAGAAGACAGCGAUGACACUUCCAGUGGAAGUGGCGAGGAGGAACAAAAACCACAAAAGAAGAAGAAAGUGGAUACUGAAGCAGCCACCAAGCAAUCGAAGAAAGAAGAACCUAAAACACCUACACCUAAAGAUCAGAGUAAUGAAUCGAAGACACUGUUUGUUGGCAACCUGUCAUUCCAAGUUGAACAGGCUGAUGUGGAAAAUUUCUUUAAAGAUGUUGGGAAACCUAUUGAUGUCCGUUUUGCUUCUGAUCAUGAUGGGAGGUUCAAGGGCUUUGGGCAUGUCGAGUUUGAGACAGCUGAAGUUGCUAAGAAAGCUCUUGAACUGAACGGUGAACUCCUGUUGAAUCGUGAAAUAAGACUUGACUUGGCCCGAGAAAGAGGUGCAUACACCCCAUAUGAUAGCAAAGACAGAAACAACUCAUUCCAGAAAGGUGGAAGGGGGGGAGCAAGUCAUACAAUUUUUGUACGUGGAUUUGAUCGUUCAUUAGGCGAGGAUGAGAUUAGAAGUUCCCUUCAAGAGCAUUUUGGUUCUUGUGGAGAAAUUACCAGGGUGUCUAUCCCAAAAGACUACGAGACUGGCAACGUUAAAGGGAUGGCAUACAUGGACUUCAGUGAUGGGAAUAGCUUCAACAAAGCUCUUGAACUCAAUGGCAGUGAACUUAACGGCGAGUACCUAACCGUCGAUGAGGCUAAGCCACGUGGUGACAGCCGUGACGGUGGUGGUAGUGCAAGAGGAGGAAGGAGUGGCGGAAGGAGUGGUGGAUGGAGCGGAGGAAGGAGCGGUGGUGAUGGUAGAAGUGGUGGGCGAUUUGGUGGUAGAGGACGUGGUGGUGAUCGAGGCGGAAGAGGCGGCAGAGGAGGACGUGGAAGUUUCAACAGACCUAGCAUAACUGCAUCUGGAAAGAAAACUACAUUUGGUGAUGAUUAGAAGAAGAGAGAAAGGUCCAUUUGAAAGGCAAAUGGGGAAUCAAAGUUUUGGCAACUGGAAAGAGACAUGUUUUAGAGUAUGUUAGUAGUAGUAGUGUAGUAGUGGUAGGUGAGUGUGGACUUCCUUCCUCCCCUUUUAUCCAACUCUUUUUUAAAAUUUGUGGUUCUUUCUAUUAUUUCCCCUUUUUGUUUUUAUAUUAAGAACUCUAUUGUAUUGUGAGCAUUAUUAAUAUACAAUUAAAAUCACUAUGCUCUGACUUUGCUCAUAGUUGUCA
Messenger RNA from Cucurbita pepo subsp. pepo (vegetable marrow), 2343 nucleotides. RefSeq lists its product as uncharacterized. The record is from RefSeq and is a predicted model, not a curated record. Gene Ontology annotation, molecular function: RNA binding. Gene Ontology annotation, cellular component: nucleolus. Lineage: Eukaryota; Viridiplantae; Streptophyta; Magnoliopsida; Cucurbitales; Cucurbitaceae.